Molecule: messenger RNA, 5286 nt
Organism: Lampris incognitus (smalleye Pacific opah)
Lineage: Eukaryota; Metazoa; Chordata; Actinopteri; Lampriformes; Lampridae
Product: catenin delta-1-like
Exons: 23
Coding region: 430-3198 (922 amino acids)
Biological process (GO): cell-cell adhesion; cell-cell junction assembly
Cellular component (GO): plasma membrane; adherens junction; nucleus
Molecular function (GO): cadherin binding
Source: RefSeq, a predicted model, not a curated record
AAACCCGACGAGGUUGCCUCGUUUCUGAGAGGCUUGACCGAGAACCCAGGAAAAGGAGGGCGAAGGAAAAGGAAAGAACACAUCUAAAAGGAAUACGCCGGAGGGGGGACGGGGUGGACUGUGUGAAUAGGUUCUUUGCUCCGGAGAAAGACAAAAGACGAGUUCCUGCCCGAAGAGUAAAAAACGCCAGUUAUCCAAAGGGCAGUUUCCGAAGCUCUUUUUUUGUUUUUUGUUUUUUUUUGUUUUGUUUGUUUGUUUGUUUGUUUGUUUGUUUGUUUCUUUGAGUUCAAACCUCCCUGUUGGUGUUCCUAUUUCUGAAUUUGGUGGUUUGGUGACCCAGUACCCAUGAGCCUUUGCAACUAGGGCUCUUCUGACCUUGGUGUGACCUCUCACCUCUCCUUCCAAGCCACGCCCACAGGUGAAGUGUGUAUGGAGCAGUGUGAAAGUGCCGCGGCUCUGCUGGAGUCGGUCAGGGAGCAGGAGGUGCAGUUUGAGCAGCUCACCCGGGCGCUGGAGGAGGAGAGGAGGAGAGUGGGCCUCCCUGCCACCAGCCCCUCAGCUCUGGGCCUCCCUUUCCCCCACACACAGAAUGGUUGUUUAGGAGAUGCAGAUAUACAACAACUGAAACUGACUGACGGAUACAUAAACGGGACACAGUACAGGAUGGUGGACCCUGCCCACGGCACUCUCGAUGAGAGCUACACACCAGAGGAUGACUCCCAUGAAGCACACUCUGUCUUCUCUGAAGAAGGAACCACCCGGCGGCCAAACAAUGGGAUGAAAAAACCAGUGGCGUCACGCACAGUCCUACCCUCUGACUCCCUCUCCAUUGAUGGGGGUUUGUCAGUGUCUGGUAUGGGUGGCUACAGUGCAACACUGGACCGUCCCUAUCGGCAGGCGGUCGGAGGGGACUACCCCACCGCCACAGUGCCAAGGAAUUACCACUACGGCCCAGCUGGUGGUUAUGAUGACUACAGGGGAGGUCCGCCAUCAGAGACCUACCCCAGCCUGAGUAGAGGCACGCGCAUGGACGAACGAUACAGGCCAGUGGAUGGCUACAGGACCCUGGACUCUGGCUACAGGGCACCCAGCCGUCAGCAGAUUGACCCCUAUGCAGCGCAGCCCCAGGUGGGCCGGGGGAUGAGGGCCAUGGGCUCAGCCAUGGAGAUGCGAUACGGGCACGGCCACUAUGGCCUGGAGGAUGACCAGCGCAGUCUGGGAUAUGAUGACAUUGACUACGGUAUGGGACCUCCCCCCAUGCAUCCUGGGGGCUACGGUACCAUGCCACGCUUGGGGGCUGGCCCAGGGGGAAUGGACAGACGCAGACUCAGGAGCUGUGAGGACACUUUGGAUGGUGAUAUGGGAGGAGUCGAUCCAUAUACCUGGGGUGUUCCCAUGACAAUGGUGGAGAGGGGAAGCAUGGCCUCAUUGGAUAGCACAUUAAGGAAGGGCCCUCCUACUUCCUGGAGACAGCCAGAGUUGCCAGAAGUGAUUGCAAUGUUGAACUACCGCCUGGACCCUGUCAAGACCAAUGCUGCAGCCUUCCUACAGCAUCUGACCUUUAAAAAUGACAAGGUCAAAUCAGAAGUGCGUCGUCUGAAGGGCAUUCCAUCCUUGGUCUCCCUGCUAGACCACCCAAAGAAAGAGGUCCAUCAUUCGGCCUGUGGUGCACUUAAGAACAUCUCCUAUGGACGAGACCAAGACAACAAGAUUGCCAUCAAGAAUUGUGAUGGAGUACCAGCACUGGUCCGGUUACUGAGGAAGACCCAUGACCAGGACCUCACUGAUACCAUCACAGGUACCCUGUGGAAUCUGUCAUCCCAUGACUCUGUAAAGAUGGAGAUUGUGGACCAUGCACUACACGCCCUGGCUGAUGAGGUGAUGGUGCCCCACUCCGGUUGGGAAAGAGGGAAUGACGGUGGAGAGGAGAGUUGCAAACCACGCCACCUGGAGUGGGAGACUGCCCUAACUAACACUGCUGGCUGCCUUAGAAAUGUGAGUUCAGAGCGCAGCGAGGCAAGGCGGAAGCUUAGAGAAUGUACAGGAUUGGUUGAUUCCCUCAUGUACAUUGUCCAAUCACAGAUCAACCGCAAAGAUGUGGACAACAAGUUGGUAGAAAACAGUGUCUGCCUGCUGAGGAAUCUGUCCUACCAGGUUCACCGUGAGGUGCCCGGCUGUGAACGCUAUGCGGAGGCCGCACCUCUCAACCAGGGCCCUGCCCCCAACUCCAACAAAGGUGGCUGCUUUGGUUCACGAAAAGGCAAAGAUGAGUGGUUUUCUAAAGCAAAAAAAGAUGGAGAUGAUGGGAGCACUGACCAAGUUGACAUUCCAAAGAGGACAACACCUGCUAAAGGUUACGAGCUCCUAUUCCAGCCGGAGGUGGUGCGUGUAUACACAUCUCUGCUCAGAGAGUGCCAGAACCCUUCAGUUCUGGAGGCUGCUGCCGGGGCUGUCCAGAACCUGUGUGCUGGCCGAUGGACGUAUGGUCGCUACAUCCGGGCCACAGUGCGUCUUGAGAAGGGUCUGCCCAUGAUGGCGGAGCUGUUGGCCCACGGCAAUGACCGUGUAGUCCGGGCCAUGUCCGGAGCCCUGAGGAAUCUUGCCAUAGACAACCGCAACAAAGAACUGCUUGGGAAGCAUGCAGUGCCCCACCUAGUGGCCAAUCUUCCUGGAGGCCAGGGCCAGUCUGGGCGAGCACUGUCAGAGGAGACGUUGGUGUCUGUCCUGAGCACACUUGCUGAGGUGCUUGGGAGCAACUUGGAGGCAGCAAAGACCCUCCGAGCCUCGCAGGGCAUUGAGAGACUGGUGCUCAUAAACAAGGACAGCAAAAGUUCAGAACGUGAGGUGCGUGGAGCAGGCCAGGUGUUGCAGCUUGUCUGGGCCCACAAGGAGCUGCGCCGGCCUUUGGAAAAGGACGGCUGGAAAAAGACAGACUUCAUGGUCAACCUAAGCCCCAGCACCACAAACGGACCAACCAGCCGAGCUAACGGCAGUUAUGAAGAUAGCACCCUGCCGCUGCUGGACAGAGGGGAGAAGCGGGACAUGAUUCCACUAAAUGACCUAGGCCCUGAAGCCUACACUACACUGGACCAGAGGGAGAGGAGACACACGUUGGAUGACACCACAGAUACUAUGCCGCGAGGGGUGUAUGGGGGCAGGAAGGGCUCCCUGCCCCUUCUGGACUCCUACGAUGGUUAGCCCCUCCCCUCUACUCUCCCCCUCUGCAUGUAACAGCAUGAAAAACUGAUAGUGUGCAUCACCCGGCGCGGGCCCUCCCUGCCCUACCACUGCUACUGAGGAGAGAGGAUCGGAAACCUGGACGGAAACACACACACCUUUUCGAUCUCUCUCGGUCUCUGUCAGAAGAAAGUCGGCAUCCAAAGAAAACGAUUGUGUUGUAGUCAUAAAGUGAUGUACAACACACAUAGACAUGUAAAAACACUUUUUACAAACUCAUGGUAGCAUCAGAAACUUUUUUUUUAAAUUGUUUCUUCUCUGAAGGCAAUCACCUUUGUUGACAAUCAUUCUUUCCUUUUUUCUCCCCCCCCCAUCAUGUUAUCCUGUUUUUGUUGUCUUUCCUCAUCGAUCAGUGGUGUCACCAUAAAUCAUGUCGCUGCCAACAUAACAUGAAUUAGUACAUAGACUUCUUUGUAGGGCUUAAAGUGUAUAUAAGAGAACAUGGGAUGACCUUUUUCUUCUUUUUUUUUAACUUUGUGUUCCUUAAUUUAAAUUGUCCCUGUACUGGGACCGGUAUGUUGGGAGAUGGAGUCAGAUAGGGCUGCCCUCUGGUUUCAGGAGGUUUGUUUGUACAGGAGUUACGUUUGUCUCGUUGGAGAUGGGCACAGAUGUAUGCGGGCAGGGGCAGGUGUAUGUAUAUUUCUUGUACAUUCAACCUGAGUGUGUAUGUGUGCAUGCGUGUGCGUUUUAAACAGAAGAGAAGAGAGAUGGACUAUGGACCUUGGAGUGACUGUGUGUGUGGGAGUGACUGUAUAUUAAGGACCGGACCUGUAAGACUCACACUUGUUUUGUUUUUUUUGUUUCUGUAAUUCAUUCAUUGUGUGUGUGUUUUUUUUUUCUUCUCUCUCUCCUGUGACAGUUUUGUUUGUUAGUUACGAUGCACACACUGCCUCUUUAAUGUUUUUACAACCUUAAUUCGCAAUCGUCUUUAUUUUUAUUUCUUUCCCUCCCACCCUGAGUGAAAGAAACGACGGGGGGAAGUUUUUAUUCUCCCCUGUCUGGAUAUGUGUUUAGGCGACCCAGCCCUCCGGUUGGCGGGUGAAGACAUGGACUCUGUUGCAGAAAUGUGGGUGCCAGAAACUGGAAAUGUUGAGCAGCACCACGUUGGGAGAAAUGCACCAGUAAACCACUUAGAAAUAGAGGCUGGGUUUGGACGCGGCGUGUGGGGGAGGGUUUGGACUCGGUGCUUUAAGACGGUGACGGACUCUUGACAAGACGGUUCGGUGCGCCCCGUGCGUCCUCCACCGAUUUCCCUAACCGAUGCUGAACAUCUCAACUGCGUUUGGUUUUAGAAAAACAAAAAAUGCUUGCUUAGUGGCGGGGGUUUUUCUUGCCCCGUAGCUUGCCAUAUGUGCACAUCUGAAAGUUUCAAAACCAGUCUCCAGUCAUGUCGCUGGAUUUCUGUUCCAAAGUAAACGUGACACCAUUAGGUGUAGCGCUUGGCUUGGGGACUCUUCUUCUCUCGGCUUGUUCCCUGUUUCCCAGGGGUCGCCACAGCGGAUUUGAUGUGUCCAUUGGUACCCUGUGAGGGCACAGAGACUAACGGGUUUUAGAUAAGGUUGUCGCCAGUACUAGCGGAGGGAUCCCCCCCCCCCCCAACUCAGAGGAGACUCGAGUUUGAACGAACAGACGGGGAGACGAUAAAACGAGUGUCAAGGGGAGGGAAACAAGAAGCACAGGUUGGUUUAUGUGGACCAUUUUGUUUUCUUUUUCUGAUUGUUACUUUUUCACUUUGUGUCUAUUUUUUUUUAAUUAUUAUUCUUAUUCGGGUGUUUAUGUAUGGGAGUUGUGUCUUAGAGCAUUAUGCAAUCUGUUCUUUUAAUAAAAAAAAUCCCAGUUUUACCACUCAUUUGUUUUAAACGCAAGAGACCAAUCAUCCUUUUUUUAAUUUUUAUUUUCCGCACAUACGUUAUCUUUAAUGUUGCCUAGCCGUGUAAAAUUAUGAUUUAACGGUCAUACCUGCCUUGGCUCUGAUUUUUUUUUUUUUUCAGUACAAGUAUGUAACUGGCAAUACUGUUUUUAUAAAUAAAGAAUGUUUCUUAGACAAGA